This is a messenger RNA of Paramuricea clavata, 633 nucleotides long. The record is from the annotation of a GenBank genome assembly. Lineage: Eukaryota; Metazoa; Cnidaria; Anthozoa; Malacalcyonacea; Plexauridae.
AUGAUUCUGGAAGAAUUAAUUGGUUCUUUUGUCGCCCUUUUUUCGAAACUGAUUCAAACACCAUCUUUGUCCAGGGAAACUCUACCAAGAGACUAUAACUUAAUAUUCAAACAAAAUCCUGAACAAGACGAAGUACGUGAUGACUUGAUACACCGUGAGUACGAGCAAGAGGUACAGCCCGAUUUACCUUAUUAUGAAGAAGCAUUAUCUGUUUUAGGACAAAUGAAUCAAGAACCCAGGCGAAAUUUCUGCGAAUCAUUUCUUCGAAGUUGUAAGGCAAAUGUUGGCUUAGUAACGAAGGCUGUUUUCAUAAUAGGCUCGUUGAUAGUUGGACUUGUCUAUCUUGACUUGAAUACAAGUAAUGCGUGCAUACAAUGGGUACAUAACAAGUUCGUCGUUUCUUCACACGUGCGGAGUUUACAAAUAACUGGGAUGUCUUUGAAAUUACUGCCGUUUUAUGCAUGGUUUCCGACAACCGUUUAUCUUUUGCGGGGUUUCGGAGAGUUCAAACAGAAUUAUCUGUUGUGUUUGUUUAUCUGUCAGUUGGUGGCAGCAUCCAUCGCUUGUGUUUAUGGGAUUAUUGUAUUUGAUAAGUUAGAGACAACUAUCACUGAUUACAGCAAAUACGGGUGA